Molecule: messenger RNA, 1058 nt
Organism: Juglans regia (Persian walnut)
Lineage: Eukaryota; Viridiplantae; Streptophyta; Magnoliopsida; Fagales; Juglandaceae
Product: thylakoid lumenal 16.5 kDa protein, chloroplastic-like
Exons: 4
Coding region: 86-781 (231 amino acids)
Biological process (GO): photosystem II repair
Source: RefSeq, a predicted model, not a curated record
CCUCAAAACAUCCAAACUGCAAAUACCUCAGAUUUUUUUUCCCACCAAAAGUACCAGAAAACAGGGUAAAAGAAAAGCAAGAAAUAUGGCAACACCCUUUCUCUCAACUGCAAACACCUUUCAUCCUUCUCCUCUAUCCUCUUCAGCAUCUUCUUCCUCUUCUUUAUCAACAUCCCCAUCAUUAUUUCACCCUUCCACCCAGAAUGCAAAGAGAAAAUUAGCUAUAUGCAAGGCAGUCAAUGAAUCAGCACCACUCUCUCUGAAUCUUACCAAAAGAAGCCUUUCUAUCUGCUUCAUCACCAGCUUUGGCCUCUUGUUUUCUGGUAAAGGCUGCCCCAGUGCAAAUGCAGCAAUUCUGGAGGCUGAAGACGAUGAGGAGCUCUUGGAAAAGGUCAAGAGGGACAGAAAGAAGAGGCUUGAGAAACAAGGAGUCAUUAGCUCAUCCAACAAAGAAACAGGAUAUCUGCAGGAUCUGGUGUACAGGCUGAGUAAAGUUGGUCAAGCCAUUGACAAUAACGAUCUAUCUACAGCUAGUUCAGUUCUUGGGGGAAGUACCAAUACAGACUGGGUUAAGAAUGCCAAUAUAGCCUUCACCAAGCUGAGUUCUAGUCCUGAAGAGAAGACUGAAGUGGAUACGUUCAAUUCCUCAUUGGCUUCAUUGAUCUCAUCAGUUACUCGUAAUGAUGUUGAGUCCUCCAAACUUGCUUUUGUGUUGUCAGCAAGCGCAUUUCAGAAAUGGACAGCAUUAACCGGGCUUACUGCACAGCUUAAGGGGCUUUGAACAGAAACCACAGUUUUUUUUUCUUUUAUUUUUUUUUGAGUUGGCUUUCUUCGGUUAAUCCUCCAACCUCUUGUUCAUGUCAUCCAGUAGCAAGCUAUCUUCAUUGUUUCAGUCAGCCAUUACAAGUCCCGAUCAACUGGCUAUGAGUCGUAAUGCUCAGUUUGAUUGAGCUUCGAUUUUGAGUAUCAACAUUUCUCACCAUGCAUUGCAAAUUUUGCCGUCACCAUUCUUUAGAAAUUGGAUUAAUUGAAUGGAAGUUUGUUGUUUCUGCUUAACA